This is a messenger RNA of Callorhinchus milii (elephant shark), 1198 nucleotides long. RefSeq names its product ubiquitin-conjugating enzyme E2L 3b (gene ube2l3b). The record is from RefSeq and is a predicted model, not a curated record. Gene Ontology annotation, molecular function: ubiquitin conjugating enzyme activity. Gene Ontology annotation, biological process: ubiquitin-dependent protein catabolic process; protein polyubiquitination. NCBI's taxonomy places the organism in Eukaryota, Metazoa, Chordata, Chondrichthyes, Chimaeriformes, Callorhinchidae. Gene Ontology annotation, cellular component: nucleus.
GAACUCGAAGAAAUCCGCAAGUCUGGAAUGAAGAAUUUCCGUAACAUCCAAGUGGAGGAUGCAAAUGUAUUCUACUGGCAAGGCCUUAUCGUUCCUGAUAACCCUCCGUAUGACAAAGGGGCUUUCAGGAUCGAAAUCAACUUCCCGGCAGAAUAUCCUUUCAAACCCCCGAAGAUCACCUUCAAAACAAAGAUCUACCACCCCAACAUCGAUGAGAAAGGACAAGUGUGUCUGCCGGUCAUUAGUGCUGAAAACUGGAAACCAGCAACCAGAACUGACCAAGUUAUCCAGUCCCUCAUAGCACUGGUAAACGACCCUCAGCCUGAGCAUCCUCUCCGAGCCGACCUAGCCGAAGAAUACUCUAAGGACCGUAAAAAAUUCUUUAAGAACGCGGAAGAGUUUACAAAGAAGUACGGAGAAAAGCGACCAGUAGACUAAAGACCCUCGUGUCACUCUGCCUCUGAUAGCAGAUUCUGGGCAAUCCAUUUCAAACUCACCACCCAACAGGACUCUUGAAGAAUACAUGCAAGUCUCACCUCUGGUGUGUUUACUUGUGGCUGUUACUAACUUUCUACAGUUUUCAUAUAAUCAGAAAUGGUUUAGAUACUGACUGUUCAGACGGGAUUAAAACUUUAACUGACAUUCCAGUUCUGCUUUCUAGUUUAAACACAAACCAAACACCCUCCCCCUCCUCUCCUCCUCUCCUCCCAACCAACACACAAAAUCACUGCUUGAUAGUAAACAGCUUUUUCUCACACAAUUCCACAAGUCAUUUUAAACAGACAGUAUUCCACCCUUGAACUCGCGCCAGUUGUUGUGUGUGUUUCUCCCCCCACCCACCCACCCACCUCCUCCUGAUUUUAUAAAGCAAUUCUUUUUUCAAAAGUGACAAAGAGCAACACUGCAUCUUCCCCCCACCUCCCCCCCCCACCCCCACAAGGAGAUUUGGUGAAUAUUGAAGUGAUCUGUUUACUUUUUUUUCUUUUAUCGUUGCACUGUUCUGUGUGGAAAAUUGGUUGCAAGUACACCCGGCCUUACAAUGUGCUACUAACAUUGGAAGGGAGACAAAAAACAGAAUUAAUAUUGUUGAGAGAAAACAACUUGGCUCCUGUGUAAAUCGGCUCCUGUUACCAUAGAGUGAUGUUAAAUGAAAUGGGAAGCCCAUGGUUUUGCAUGUGAUUAAAUGUUAUAACAGGGA